UGACAAUGUCCCGACACUUUCCAUAUUUGGCAACUGAUACCUUAUAUGGACACUUUCUCGACGUUUCCAUUGAGAUGGAAAUGGGGGCCUCUCAUAACGAAACUAAUGUAAGUUUUAGCUUUCUUUGAGUACGGCAGUCAAAUUGAGAGCAACGGCGUGAAUAGUUCUAUAUUUUUGAAAAGUAUGGCUAUAGACUACUACAAAGUGUUAAAUAUUUCUCGGCAAGCAUCCGUCGAAGAAAUCAAGAAAAUGUAUCGUCAAUUGGCGUUGAAAUAUCACCCCGAUAGAAAUAGUAAUCCUGGAGCAUCAAUCAAAUUCAAUGAAAUAACCGAAGCAUACGUCGUACUGAGCAAUGAAAUCAGCAGAGAAGAAUUUGAUCGCAAUGGAACAAAUUAUACUUCAAACUCGACUUUCUCAUUUUCAGCGAUUAACAAAGAUCUUGCCCAAAAAAUCUUUACUCAAGUUUUUGUAACUACAUGUAAUAGAAAAUCUGACCUUAUUGAUGAUCUCAUAGACUUGGGAAUGAAGGUUGGGAAGAGGAGAGCUAGCACUGGAGAUACGACUUUUAAGCCGCCACUGCCGUCCAAGCGACAAAUAAUACAAGAUCCCCCAAUCUAUAAAGACUUACGUGUCACUUUGGAAGAAAUCAAGUCAGGGUGUACGAAAAAAAUGAAAAUCACUAAAACAGUCCUAAAUCCGGAUCAUAUCACAUCAAGGAAAGUAGAAAAAAUUUUGAAAAUCGAUGUCAAGCCUGGCUCGAAAGAAGGAACGACGAUUACCUUUCCAAAGGAAGGUGACGAGAAACGUGGGGUAAUACCAGCUGAUAUUGUGUUUGUUUUGAAAGAUAACCCACAUGAGUUGUACCAAAGGGAUUUAGACAAUAACCUCAUUUAUACAAUCAAGAUAAAUCUAAGGCGGGCGUUAAUUGGAGACACAACAUAUGAAAUACCAACAUUAUCCGGAGACAGGAAACUUCAUUUCAAUUCAGGUGGACGGGUUAUCAAACCUAAAUUUACUAAGACGUUUCCUGGGGAGGGCUUACCACAUCCUGAACAGGAUGGAAAAUUUGGUAACCUUCUUUUAACUUUUGACAUUAUAUUUCCAGACCAAUUUAAUUCUGAACAGAAAGAUCUUUUAAAAACAGUUUUAUCUUAAUGAAACUUGACUGCAAAAUAUAGUGAAAUGUAUAAUAGCUGUAUAUUAAUACCCUGUAAAUAUUUAUGGGUCGUGGAAGCGAAUGCAGAUUCAAUUACAUCACGUCAUAUUGGUAUUGCAAAACAUAUUUAUUAAUACUAAUAGAUAAGAUUCAAUAUUUAAUGAUAUUCAUAUUAUCAUUUAUAUACAGUAUAUAGUUCAAUUGAACAAAAAAAUAUGUACAUGCACAAAGAAUACUUGCAUAAAGUAUUCUUGUUGAGAAUUUAUUCAUCUAUAAAAUCUUUUAAUCUGACAAAUUUCUGACAUGUACGUGAUGAAUAUUUUUGAACUGACGUCAGAUAUAAUCGUGAACUGUCUGUGGUGCCAGGGGGCAGCAGGUAGUGCCAAUAAUAACAAGCUUUCCUUGGUAAGGAUACAACUAUUUGAAAAAUACAAGGAGAAAUUCGACGUUUCCUAACUUCCCGACGAAGGGCCUUCGCUCGAAACGUCGAAUUUUCAGGUAGUUGCAUCCCUAUCAACGAAAGCUUGUUGACGUACACAUACUCAUAGCACGAGUUAAUUGGAAUAAUUAGUUCCUGUGCUUAAACCAGACCUUUAAACUUGCUUUUGCUGUACAUCUAAAUAAAAUUUUGUUCCCAAACCACCGAUUAUUAUAUAGUAAAAUCUAAAUACAAAAUAGCAAUAACUCUUAAUACGAGUUUAUUAAUUAGUAAUAUAUUUAUGUCGAGUUCGACACACUAUAUGUUUAGUCAUUGUCCGGAAUCCAAUAAAAUGAAUCAUCUGAUAAUCAUCAUGACUGACGAUAACCAACGACUUGGUCGAAAUAUAAAAGAAUGAAUAAUGUUCUUAUUCGGAGUUGCCGUUGUUUUCAGAUUUUGUUACUGGU
Paramuricea clavata is the source of this 2041-nucleotide messenger RNA. The record is from the annotation of a GenBank genome assembly. Lineage: Eukaryota; Metazoa; Cnidaria; Anthozoa; Malacalcyonacea; Plexauridae.